AUGGAUCAUGAUAUACGGUACUUCAAUGGCAUUACUAGAGAGGACUUUGGUUCAGUGCCUCAGCAUGGGAAUCUCACUCACUCAGCCUUUAUCGAUAUGAUGAAGUUUAUCAUUCCCUCCAACACACCAGCUGAACUCACCAUCGUUGCACGUGAAGAUGGAGCCCAUGUCCUUGCCACUCGGCAACUUAUUGUAGCCGGCGAUUAUGAUAUUUUUCCUGCAGAGGGUUCAACAAUCAAGCUGACCGACGAGGUGCGGGAUCGACGAAUUCCAUCAAGAAACAACACUGGAGCCACGCCCCAUGUAGUAGCGUUUUGCACAGCCGUUAGAAAAAGAGACAAGAUGUGUGUUCUGUCUGGUCGGGUCAAUACGUCAGCCAAUCGUCCUCCUGCCAAGCAGAAUUGGGCCCGAUACCAGGCUGCCCAUAUCUUUCCUCUUGCACGCAGUAGCUAUUGGCGGGAAAAUAAUUUCAAUCGCUAUAUCACUAAUUUGUCUGGUGGCGCUCAUCGCGCCUAUAUCAAUUCCGUGCAAAAUGGAUUAUGUAUGCGCAGCGAUCUCCACACAGCCUUUGAUAAUAAUGACAUUUCUAUUAACCCAGACGAUAGUUAUAAGAUUUAUGACUUCACGGAUAACGACGAUGGAAUUGAUGGCCGUGUUCUCCCUCUUGUCUGCCGAACCCGAGGAGAUCCAAACGCUGUAUCAAAUGACCUUCUCCGUUGGCACUGGCAACAGACUCUCCUAAAGAACUUGAAGGGAACUGCGGAGCCCAUCUGGGAAUUUGACUUCCCAGAUGGGACUGACAUGAUUGGUGAAAUCCUGGCUGGCCCAGAGCCAGCAGAGAGGAUGGAGGCCGAACUUCUUGCCUACCUCUACGAGUAUGUCAGCGACGGCCCAGAGACAGAAGAGCGGAGGGAGGCGGAGCUUUUUGUCCGCCACCACGAGUAUGUCGACGACGAGAGUGAUUACUGA
Messenger RNA from Penicillium taxi, 969 nucleotides. RefSeq names its product HNH endonuclease signature motif containing protein. The record is from RefSeq and is a predicted model, not a curated record. The transcript has a single exon. NCBI's taxonomy places the organism in Eukaryota, Fungi, Ascomycota, Eurotiomycetes, Eurotiales, Aspergillaceae. The coding region runs from base 1 to 969 and encodes 322 amino acids.